Molecule: messenger RNA, 2029 nt
Organism: Pteronotus mesoamericanus
Lineage: Eukaryota; Metazoa; Chordata; Mammalia; Chiroptera; Mormoopidae
Gene: ZNF619
Product: zinc finger protein 619
Exons: 6
Coding region: 1-2025 (674 amino acids)
Biological process (GO): regulation of DNA-templated transcription
Source: RefSeq, a predicted model, not a curated record
AUGGAGUGCGUAUACGACUGGUCCCAUAUGACUGAUGGGGCUGAAAAAGCCGUAUCCCCUAGUGACAGCCCAGCUGUCCCACCGUUGUGGCUCAACUCGUGUUCCUGGUGGUGCUGGGGAGGCGCGGCCCCCGGAGCCCGGCCCUUGCCCUCUUCCGGCAGAGGCGCCAUCGCCCUUCCUGCCUCGAAGAGCUGGUCCAGCAUCUUCUGGCUCGCGCUCUGCAGGCUCUUGCUUUUCCACACAGAGAGGGCAGUGCGGGAAGCCAGGGUCAUCAGCCAUGCUCCAGAGAGCGGGGUCCCAGGCCCCUCCUCCGUCCUUACAAAGGGCUUGAGCAGGAACCUGUCGUUUCAGGGGUCAGUGACCUUUGAGGACGUGGCCGUGUACUUCACCGAGGAGGAAUGGGCCAGCCUGGCCCCUGCGCACAGGGCCCUGUACCGGGAGGUGAUGCUGGAGACAUACGCCAAUGUGGCUGCCCUGGCAUUCCCAUUUCCCAAACCAGACCUGAUAUUCCAGCUGGAGCGAGGGGAAGCACCUCAGGGCCCAGACCCCUGGGCAGCCACUGGGGGAAAGGCCCAGAGAGGCAUCCGCGCAGGUGGUAAAACUGAGAUUGACUAUGAGGAGCAAACUCCAAAGCUGAACAUCCCCAAAGAACCAGGGUCCCCCAGGCUGAGAGCAGAAAUGCAGCUGGUGGAUGCUUCCCAGCACCCUCACUUGAAGGACAGUUUAGAGAAGCCACUGCUGUGUGGCACGGGGAAGAAAACGAACUCAAAGAAAAGAGAUUGCACAGACUUGACGGUCCAGGAUCAUAAAUCCUUCACCGUCGAAAGCGAAGGGAUAGCCAGGAAAUCGGAAGGGAGCAAUGGUGUCUGCACGCUUCUCACCGCACAGCAGGGCCUCCUGGGAGAACAGGUGUGUUAUAACCGUGCUGCAUGUGGCAGAUAUUUCUGUCAACAUUCAGACCUUCACCGGCAUCAGGGGACUCACAGCAAUGAGAAGCCCUACAAAUGCAAAGAAUGCGGGAAAGCCUUCAGAUAUAACUCAAAACUGUCACGGCACCAGAAAAUCCACACUGGGGAGAAACCGUACUCAUGUCAGGAAUGUGGCCAAGCCUUCAGCCAGAAUUCCCACCUCCUUCAGCAUCAGAAACUCCAUGGUGGAGAGAAGCCCUAUGAAUGUAAGGACUGUGGGAAAACCUUCAGCUACAACUCAAAACUUAUUCGGCACCAGCAAAUCCACACUGGGGAGAAGCCCUUUAAGUGUAAGGACUGUGGGAAGGCUUUCAGGUGUAGCUACGACUGCAUCAUCCAUGAGCGAGUUCACACUGGGGAGAAGCCCUACGAAUGUCAGGAGUGUGGGAGAAGCUUCAGUUCAAAUUCCGUCCUGAUUCAGCAUCAGAGAAUCCACACUGGGGAGAAGCCCUAUGAAUGUAAGGAGUGUGGCAAGGCCUUCCGCCGGAGCGCAGUGUUUCUCCAGCACCAGAGGCUCCAUACUGGGGAGAAGCUCUAUAAAUGCAGUGAAUGUUGGAAAACUUUCAGUUGUAGCUCCCGCUUUACCGUACAUCGGAGAAUCCACUCUGGGGAGAAACCUUAUGAAUGCCAGGAGUGUGGGAAGGCCUUCAAUCAGAAAAUCACCCUGGUUCAGCAUCAGCGAGUUCACACGGGGGAGAAACCUUAUGAGUGUAAGGUGUGUGGGAAAACCUUCAAAUGGAGCGCAAGUUUCAUUCAGCAUCAGAAAUUGCAUACCAGGAAGAAACCCACCCAAGCCAUGGGGCCAUCUGUAGUCACGCCCCCAGUCCCCUCUGCUCUGCCUUCCCCUGCUGCGUGCUCUGCCCUAGCCAUGCCAGGAGCUCCCCCAUCUUUCCCACACGCCGGGCUCCUUCCUUCCUCUGGGCCGCUCUUCAUGCUGCUCCCCUCAUCUGACAUGGCUGGUUCUGCACCUGUCCAAAUACUGCAUUUCUUUCAGGAUCUUGCUUCCCCUGGGAAGUCAUCCUCUUGUAGCCUGAACCCUUUGUCUCACUCCCCGUGAGCUC